This is a messenger RNA of Colletotrichum spaethianum, 495 nucleotides long. RefSeq names its product putative fungistatic metabolite. NCBI's taxonomy places the organism in Eukaryota, Fungi, Ascomycota, Sordariomycetes, Glomerellales, Glomerellaceae. The record is from RefSeq and is a predicted model, not a curated record. The coding region runs from base 1 to 495 and encodes 164 amino acids. The transcript has 2 exons.
AUGGCUCGCCACGGCUUCCUCGGUCUCGUCUCCCUGCUCUUCCUCGCCCUCCUCGCGCCCCUCGCGGCGGCCCAGCUCCAAAUCUACACGGGCUCCGACAAGUACCUGUACCAGGGCUGUUUCAACGAGACCAACGACAUCGCCAACUCGACCCGCGAGCGCGCCUUGUCCGGGGGCGCCUCCCGCGUCCUCCAGGGCAACAUGACGGUGCCGCUGUGCCUCAGCUUCUGCAGCAGCGGCGCCGACAAGCAGUACACCUACGCCGGCGUCGAGUAUUCUCGCGAGUGCUGGUGCGCCCAGAGAAUCUCGGGCCUCUCGGUCAAGCUUGACGACAGCGAGUGCAACCUGCCCUGCGACGGCAACCAGGGCAUGGUCUGCGGCGGCGCCCUGAAGCUGAGCGUGUACAAGCUGACCGCCGACGCCCGACUGGCGGCCACGGCGACGUCCUGGGGCGCGGUGCUCGCGGCGGCGUUGGUGACGUAUGUGGUGCUCUGA